UGGAGUCCCGCCUCUCGCCGCCGCGGUUGGCUGGAAGGGAGCCGUGAUGUCACACAGGGCCCCUCGAAGUGGGCUGGUGAGUGGCUACAUUGGACGGGGUGUGGGAGAAGAAUGGUGACGUCAUACAGAGGCUCCGCCCACUUCCUGAGAGCGGAAAGACCCGGCUGCUGAAGCUCGGGCCAAUCAGAGGGAAGGCUACUGGAUGGUAUGGAAGAGUAGAGUUUGCUGAGAUGGAGGAAAAGAAGCAUUCCAAGCCAGAUGAACAGGGAGAAUAAAGAUGUGGGACCAGGAAAGAGCUCAAGACAGGGAACAAGGGCCAGAAGCAGGCAUCUGUAGGUUGGAGCUAAACAAAGAGGAUGACCCGAAGCCCAAAGGUGAUGGAACGCAGCGGAGAGGUCUGACAAGAUGUACCAGGUUCCACUAUCACUGGACCGGGAUGGGACCCUGUUCCGGCUCCGCUUCACCAUGGUGGCCCUGGGCACAGUCUGCUGUCCACUUAUCGCCUUCCUCUUCUGCAUCCUCUGGUCCCUGCUCUUCCACUUCAAGGAGACUACGGCUACACACUGUGGGGUGCCCAAUUACCUGCCUUCGGUGAGCUCUGCCAUUGGUGGGGAGGUGCCCCAGCGCUACGUGUGGCGCUUCUGCAUCGGCCUGCACUCAGCACCCCGCUUCAUGGUGGCCUUCGCCUACUGGAACCACUACCUCAGCUGCACCUCCCCGUGUCCUAGCUACCAACUGCUUUGCCAGCUCAACUUCGGCCUCAACAUCAUCGAGAACCUCGCGCUGCUAGUGCUCACCUAUGUCUCUUCUUCCGAGGACUUCACUAUCCACGAAAACGCUUUCAUUGUGUUCAUCGCAGCAUCCCUCAGUCACAUGCUCCUCACCUGUAUUAUCUGGCGGCUGACCAAGAAGCACACAGUAAGUCAGGAGGAUCAGAAGUCCUACAACUGGAAACAGCGGCUCUUCAUCAUCAACUUCCUCUCCUUCUUCACGGCGCUGGCAGUCUACUUUCGGCACAACAUGUAUUGUGAGGCUGGAGUGUACACCAUCUUUGCCAUCCUGGAAUACACUGUUGUCUUAACCAACAUGGCAUUCCACAUGACAGCCUGGUGGGACUUCGGGAACAAGGAGCUUCUCAUUACCUCCCUGCCUGAGGAAAAGCGGUUCUAAACCCUUCUCUCCUGCAGAGAAGGCCCACUGCCCAGAAACUAGAAACGAGAUAACCACUCUGGCCUUCCCUACUCCUUGUGUCCUCUCUGGGCCCUACUGAAGGGGGGGAGGGAAGAAGAAAGGAAGAAGGGUACAGGACAUGGUUUUACCCAACUCUACGGCAUCUCCUUUCACCCCAUGUGAAGGUAUAGGAACCUUCAAGCAGCAUCACCCUUACCUGAGAAGCCCCAAGAAGCUGAGGUGGCAGGAGAGCUCCAUCUGGUGCUAAAAAAAAAAAAAGUCCUGAGGUUCAUAACCACCAUCCGGUUGUUGGCCUUAAGAUAGCCACCUCUCAUUGAGGUCAGGGACCACUAAGCAGUGGCUGCCACCUGAAAACCACAGCCAUUGUCUUCCUGUGGUCAUUCACUUGGCUCAUGUCUCUAAUAAUCUAUUCUGCACACCCUGCUAAGGCUGCCCGGAUGGUCUAGUCCUGACUUCAUCUCUGAUGAUGGGGGGUGAGCAGGCUGCAUGAUUUCCAAGGGCUCUGCCAGCCUGUGCUUCUGAUACCACCUUGUGGAGGUGGUGAUCUGUACCCGAAGGCUGACUGCUCCGGAAAAAGCACUGGCACAGCAUAUGUUUCUCUUCCCUUCUGAAAUCUCUGGCUUACAGACUCAUCCUCCUUGGCAAAAGUGUGGGGUGGAAGGGCCAGAGGCAGAUGCCAACCCCCACUGGUGCCCCUUCCCCAACUUCCCUACUAUCCCAGGCUCUGAGCUCUUUUGAUUGUGCAUUUUAUUUCAAAGGAAAAUAAAUUUAUUUUUUUUUGCCAACAA
Molecule: messenger RNA, 1979 nt
Organism: Myotis davidii
Lineage: Eukaryota; Metazoa; Chordata; Mammalia; Chiroptera; Vespertilionidae
Gene: PGAP2
Product: post-GPI attachment to proteins 2
Exons: 8
Coding region: 406-1170 (254 amino acids)
Biological process (GO): GPI anchor biosynthetic process
Cellular component (GO): Golgi membrane; endoplasmic reticulum membrane
Source: RefSeq, a predicted model, not a curated record